This is a messenger RNA of Malus domestica (apple), 3341 nucleotides long. Its product is annotated as homeobox-leucine zipper protein HDG2-like. NCBI's taxonomy places the organism in Eukaryota, Viridiplantae, Streptophyta, Magnoliopsida, Rosales, Rosaceae. Gene Ontology annotation, molecular function: DNA-binding transcription factor activity, RNA polymerase II-specific; DNA binding; lipid binding. The record is from RefSeq and is a predicted model, not a curated record. Gene Ontology annotation, biological process: regulation of DNA-templated transcription.
GCAAUUACACCUUUCUCUCCCACCAUUAAAUGCAAUUGCAUCCUCUCAAUACGCUCUGCAAUUACUCCUCGCUGCCAUACUUUUCUCCCUCUUCCCCCCUUUCUCCUUACUUGCCUUUCUCUCUUUCCUAAAACCACUUCCCUUUCUUUUUCCUCAUCUUCUUCUCCUUUUUCUUCACCUUCUCUAACUUCCAAAACUAUUUACUACUCCAGAGUCCAUACCAUAUAAAUAUAUACACACACAUAUAAACUCUUAUACACCAAAAUCCGUACGCCGGAAAACCACUCUUGGGUCACCAAACAGUGGCUUACCGGCACCAGUUUAAAGCCCAAAGCUAGAUCUACAACGCCUCGCUCUCUAGGGCUUUUGAUCAGAUGCACACAUACAACAUCAUACAUCCUGCUAGGGCAAGACCAGAAAAUAUAAGGAGAAACUUGGGUGUUAAAGUGGGUUUAUGAAUUUGGUUUAGACCCAUUUUUUGUCUGUCAAAACUCAAAAGCCGUGUUAAAAUUGUCAACCUAUUAAUAUUAUAAUCUCUUCAUAUACUCACACUCUCCAUUUCAUCAAGUACAAAACGAAAGUGUGUUUGUCAGCUCUAUGUCCCUUUGUUUCCCCCGCGUCAAAUAACCUCAUCCUCAACAUUUGUGUGGGAAAUUAAUCCAUACAAAUUGCAAGUUCUGGUUAAUUUGGGGGGUUUUAAGUCUUGAAAUAUCCCGGCCGGGCUUAUGAUUCCGGCUAGAAACAUGCCUUCGAUGAUUGGAAGCAAUGGGAACAUUAACGGGUUUGCAUCAUCUUCAGGACUCACACUUGGUCAGCCAAACAUGAUGGAAGCCGGUCAUCUGCACCCGUUAGACAUGGCUACAAACACCUCUGAAAGCGACAUUGCUCGGUUCCGAGAUGAUGACUUCGACAGUGCUACCAAAUCCGGCAGCGACAACCCUGAAGGCGGUUCCGGUGACGACCAAGAAAACCGUCGACCCAAAAAGAAGCGUUAUCACCGCCACACACAGCAUCAGAUCCAAGAAAUGGAAGCUUUUUUCAAGGAAUGUCCCCACCCAGAUGACAAGCAGAGGAAGGAACUGAGCAGAGAAUUAGGUUUGGAACCAUUACAAGUCAAAUUUUGGUUUCAAAACAAGCGCACCCAAAUGAAGACUCAGCAUGAGCGGCAUGAGAACACACAACUUCGGAACGAAAACGAAAAGCUCCGUGCUGAUAACAUGAGGUACAGAGAAGCGCUAGGUAAUGCCUCAUGCCCUAAUUGUGGCGGCCCAACAGCUCUAGGAGAGAUGUCAUUCGACGAACACCAUCUGAGACUCGAUAAUGCUCGAUUACGAGAAGAGAUCGAUCGUAUAUCUGCGAUAGCUGCGAAGUACGUUGGCAAACCGUUGGGAAACUACCCUCUCAUGUCUUCUCCUGUUCCUUCCCGUGGUCCACUUGAUCUUGGGGUUGGGAGCUUUGGUGGUCAGCCAGGCAUGGGCGGUGAGAUGUAUGGUGCUGGAGACCUUCUCAGGUCAAUCAGUGCACCAAGUGAGGCAGACAAGCCAAUGAUAAUUGAGCUUGCUGUUGCAGCUAUGGAGGAACUCGUCAGAAUGGCCCAAAUGGGUGAACCCUUGUGGAUGACCAGCCUUGAUGGCAGCAUGACCGUACUUAAUGAAGAUGAGUACAUCAGAACAUUCCCUCGUGGAGUCGGGCCAAAACAAAAUGGCUUCAAAACUGAAGCUUCGCGUGAGAGUGCAGUUGUUAUCAUGAACCACAUUAACCUUGUUGAGAUUCUCAUGGAUGUGAAUCAGUGGUCGACUGUAUUUUCUGGGAUUGUGUCAAGAGCUUUGACCCUUGAAGUCUUAUCAACUGGCGUGGCUGGAAAUUACAAUGGAGCCUUGCAAGUGAUGACGGCAGAAUUCCAGGUUCCUUCACCACUUGUUCCAACUCGUGAGAGUUAUUAUGUGAGGUACUGCAAACAGCAUGCUGAUGGCACCUGGGCUGUGGUUGAUGUUUCCUUGGACAACUUGCGCCCUAAUCCUGCACCCAGAUCUUGUCAAAGAAGGCCCUCAGGAUGCCUAAUUCAAGAAAUGCCAAACGGGUAUUCAAAGGUUACAUGGGUUGAGCAUGCUGAAGUGGAUGAAAGAGGUGUUCACAACCUCUACAAGCAGCUGGUUAGCUCCGGCCACGCAUUUGGCGCUAAACGAUGGGUUGCCACCUUGGACAGGCAAUGCGAACGUCUGGCUAGUGCGAUGGCAUCAAACAUCCCUACCGGUGAUGUUGGAGUGAUUACAAAUCAAGAAGGGAGAAAAAGCAUGCUAAAAUUGGCUGAAAGAAUGGUGAUUAGCUUCUGUGCUGGAGUGAGUGCAUCAACCACUCACACAUGGACCACACUGUCUGGAACCGGGGCUGAUGAUGUCCGGGUGAUGACCCGAAAGAGUGUGGAUGAUCCCGGAAGGCCUCCAGGUAUUGUGCUCAGUGCCGCCACAUCUUUCUGGCUGCCAGUUCCUCCCAAAAGAGUCUUUGAGUUUCUCCGCGAUGAGAACUCUCGCAGCGAGUGGGAUAUUCUUUCCAAUGGGGGAAUUGUUCAAGAGAUGGCACACAUUGCUAAUGGUCGUGACACUGGAAAUUGCGUGUCUCUACUACGAGUAAAUAGUGCUAAUUCAAGCCAGAGCAACAUGCUGAUACUGCAAGAAAGCUGCUCUGACCCAACAGCUUCCUUUGUGAUUUAUGCACCAGUUGACAUUGUUUCCAUGAAUGUGGUGCUGAAUGGGAGUGACCCUGACUAUGUUGCCCUUCUUCCUUCUGGGUUUGCUAUACUCCCGGACGGAGCCGGCAUUGGAGACUCUGGCUCUGGUGGUGGUUCCCUUCUCACUGUUGCUUUUCAGAUCUUGGUUGAUUCAGUCCCCACUGCUAAGCUGUCUCUCGGAUCAGUUGCAACAGUUAACAAUCUUAUCGCUUGCACUGUUGAGAGGAUCAAAGCUGCAUUGUCAUGAGACAAUGCGUGAACUUCAUGCCUCAGUUAAUUUCUAGUUUGUUGCAGUAUUAGGACGAGGAAGAAAGGUGAACGGACAGAGACACCGAUGGUGGCAAGGAAUUUCGGCAGCUUAUACCCAGGAGGGGAGAAGUCAAGAUCGCACCCUACAUGAUCUUUUUGUAUAAUCUAUAAAGAGAUUAGGGGUUCGGGUAUUGACUUCCUCGAACAAUGUUAAAGGCAAAUUAAGCGCUUCAGACCUUAUUAAUUUUUUAGUUUUGUGUUUACUGAACUUUCUCCUUUUCCACCUUCUUUAACAUUGUACACAGGAUUAGGGUUUUGGAAUGGAUAUUGCUUUUCUUUAUGGUCAAUCGUUCAGGGUUUUUUU